This is a messenger RNA of Laetiporus sulphureus 93-53, 606 nucleotides long. RefSeq names its product ubiquitin-conjugating enzyme. Gene Ontology annotation, cellular component: HULC complex. The coding region runs from base 38 to 544 and encodes 168 amino acids. Gene Ontology annotation, biological process: protein polyubiquitination; DNA repair; proteasome-mediated ubiquitin-dependent protein catabolic process. Gene Ontology annotation, molecular function: ubiquitin conjugating enzyme activity. The record is from RefSeq and is a predicted model, not a curated record. The transcript is spliced from 3 exons. NCBI's taxonomy places the organism in Eukaryota, Fungi, Basidiomycota, Agaricomycetes, Polyporales, Laetiporaceae.
AUCCUUGUUCAUCAUAACCUUCUAGUCGUUGUUAACCAUGUCUACCAACUGUCGCCGCCGCCUCAUCCGCGACUUCAAGCGUCUCUCCACCGACCCUCCGGGCGGUAUCUCUGGCAGCCCAUGUCCCGACAAUAUCAUGCUGUGGAACGCCGUCAUCUUUGGGCCAGCGGAUACACCGUUUGAAGACGGCACGUUCAAGCUGCUCCUCACCUUCGACGAGUCCUAUCCCAACAAGCCACCGACUGUCAAAUUUCUUUCGCGCAUGUUCCACCCCAAUGUCUAUGCGAACGGAGAACUCUGUCUUGACAUCCUCCAGAACCGCUGGUCCCCAACGUACGACGUCGCCGCCAUCCUCACAUCCAUACAGAGUCUCCUCCACGACCCCAACCCCAACAGCCCUGCCAACGCGGAGGCUGCCCAGCUUUACAGGGAGAACAUGAAGGAGUACGUGAGAAGAGUCAGGGCGACAGUAGAGGAGAGUUGGCUUGAUCCGGAGGAGCAGCAGCAGAUGGAGGAGGGCAGUGGCGCGCCAUCCACGUCCUAAGAUGAGACAGUUCGCUCGUGUGCAUGUAUACCAUUCGCUUAUAAUUCGACAUUUACCCAUUC